AUGAGUUUUAAUGGUAAAGUAGUGAUAGUGACGGGAGCCAGCUCUGGUAUCGGAGCCGCCGUGGCGAAGGAGUUCAGUUCAGAGGGAGCUCAGGUUGUGAUGGUUGGACGGAACGAGGCCAAGUUGUCAGCUGUGGCCGCCGAGUGUGACAAACCAUUAGUCAUACGAGCUGAUGUCGCUAAUGAUGAUGACGCGCGGAGAAUUAUAGAUGAAACUAUUAAGCAAUUUGGGAAAUUGGACAUUUUAGUCAACAACGCCGGAGUUGUAGUUCCAGAAAGCAUUCUCAACUUGAAUGUAUUAAAAGCCUACGAUGCAACUAUGGGUAUAAAUUUACGCGCUGUCAUACAUCUGACGUCUUUGGCUGCGUCGCAUUUGAUUAAAACGAAGGGUAGUAUUAUAAACGUUUCUAGUGUAGGAGGGCAGAUGGUACCACGACCUAAUUCAGGCUUUUCCAUGUACUAUGUAUCUAAAGCCGCUUUGAAUCAUUUGGGUCUUUGUAUAGCCUCUGAAUUAGCGCCUUAUGGAGUCAGAGUGAACACGAUCAGCCCCGGCCCAGUGAGGACAAAUAUUUUUGACGAUCUCAACAUCGACGUAGACAACUUCUGUAACAGCACAGCUCUACAAAGAGUCUCCGAACCUAAGGAGGUAGCGGACUUGAUACUAUUCCUUUCAAGUGACAAGGCUAAAGGGAUAACCGGUUCAAAUUAUGUUAUUGACAACGGAAUUAUUAUCUGCCGUUCGAUGAAGUAA
This is a messenger RNA of Danaus chrysippus (African queen), 750 nucleotides long. The record is from the annotation of a GenBank genome assembly. Lineage: Eukaryota; Metazoa; Arthropoda; Insecta; Lepidoptera; Nymphalidae.